CAAAGCAAACUGUCAUUUCAUUAUCAUCUAAAUUUAUUUAACGGUCAAAACAUUUUGUUUGAAAAUAAUUGUACACCAAUUUAACGUUUAUUAUUGUGAAAGAAAAAAUCACGUAUUUAGAAUAUUUACAAGACAAUGAGUGCAAACUGCACGAUCAUAGCCGACGUUCGGUCUCUCUCGGAAGAGGAACUGGCGGAACAAUACCGGCGGUUGGCGGAUAUGUACCGUGCACUGAAACGAAGCCACGAAGAUGAACUGCAGGCCAGCUAUGAGCUGCGGAGGAACUAUCAGACUGCAUCGGAAUCGGUUACCUACAUGUCGGCCGAACUGGAAUCGAUUGACUCUGUCCACAAGGAGGAAUUGUCCAAGCUUAAAGAUAAAUAUAUACAGACGCUAACAACCCUCAAGGAAUCCAACGUUGACCUUAAGCAACAGAACGUUUCAAUCGAGGGAACUGUUGAAGAGCUGCAGAAACAGCUGGAGCAGCUGCGCGAACAGAUGGAAGAACAAGAAUUGACGAAAAAUCGACCGGAAAUCGCUACUGGCAAUGUGACAUCAUCGGAAAAAGAAGUUGCUCUCGAGCAGGAAAAUGAAGAACUCCGAACAAUGGUUACGGAUCAGCAGGAGAGAAUCGGUUCCAUGAUGGCGCAGCUAAUGAAUGCGGAAAGUAAAUUGGAAGCUAUGAAGGAGGAGCAGGAAUGCCUGGAAGACAACCUCGAAUCGAAAAAGCAAGAAUUAGACGAGAUGCGAACGACUUUGGAAGCCACUCAAGACGAGAAUAUGAGACUUAAUUCCCUGCUAGCGUCCCUCCAGUCCGCUCCGGAGGACACCAACCGUAAGGGAAACUCGCUUUUUGCGGAAGUCCACGACCAGCGCCAGCAGCUCAUUGAUGUGUUGGAGUCUCAGCGAGUGCGCUAUAAUGAGAUGAAAAAGCUGUACACCGAAAGUAGUGUCCAUAUCCGGCGUUUGAAGCGAGAGAAUCGAGAGAUGUGCGAUGAAAUUAAAGCAUGUAGCGAAAUGUUUUUGAAGGCUGACGAACAUUUUCGGGAUGAGACCAGUAAAGAGCUCAGUUCAAUGAGAGAGGAAAAUCAGAGACUGCGAGAUCAACUGGCAUCUGCCGAAAAAAGACUGCUGGAGAAUGUUAAAGACACACGCUGGGUGGAUCCGUUUGUGUGUUUCUAUAAGAAUGAAAGCGCCACUUUCAAGGCUCAGAUCAUCCGAUUGGAAAUGGCUAAGCGACUCACAGACGAGGUUUGCUGGGAUGCUCAACGUGAUCUAGCAAAGUGGCGCUUUGAGGCACUGAAAUCUCGAUACAUCAUAGCAAAUCGUGAAUCGUUGCUGGAGGAGAAUAAUAUUCCUUUCGCUCAGAUGACAAUCAAUGAAUCCAUAGCCCACAUUGACGAAGUGGCGCUAAAUAGUGCAAAACCUAACGUUACUUGCAGCAUGGGUACCGCAGCGACCAAAACGGAUGUCUGGAAUUUGGAUUUGUUAGCAGAUCUGAAUAUAAAUCACACUCCUGUGAUCGUGAGCUGCGUGAAACAAACAACUCUGCUGCUUCCCCCUCCGAAUGGCCCGCCUUCAGUGCUGCGAAGAGCGGCGAAAGAGGAAGUUCUGACGCCUCUUGCGACUCCACUGGUGACGCCAAUUCAAUCGCCUAAAUCGGUGAAAAAGGAUGAACUGUCGAUAACCGAAGAGAAGAAGGCGGGUCCUCUGAAUUACAGAGAUAUUGUAUAUAUUCCAAGGAACGCACCUCUUACUGAAAGCUUGAAGAAAAAGGAGUAUAUUGCAAUGGUUGAGAGAAUAACGAAGAAAGAGGAGAACGAGACCGAUGACAAGGAAAAUGUUCCUCGACAAAAUACAGAUGUCAAGCAGAUGUCCCAAACCAAAACGUCCGGAUGGGUUUCGGAGAAGCGCACCAAAAAUAAUGUUUUAAUUCGAAGAUUCAAGCUGCCAGAUAAGAAACUUGAUAGCGGAGCCCAGUAGCAUUGAUGAUCAGUAUUUCCUUUUCAAGACUAGUUUUAUUUCAAGAGAUAUUUUUGACUUGUUCAUAUAUAUUUUAUUCAAUAUCAACUUUUAUGCAUACUGUUCAAUUCGUGUUCUUUCACGAAGUGUUCCAUUCCAAAAACUGCGAAUUUUAUCUAUCCGAAUUCAAAGGAUUUGUGGGCUAUCGAUUCAAAGGAUUUGUGGGCUAGCGGGUUCGUGGCUUAGUAUACUAAUCGGCGUAGGCCAAGGACUCCCUAUCCGCGUUAACGACAUUGAGCUUCGUGUUACGAAAUGGGGGAGUAAGCAUGACAAUAUGAGUUUGCAGAAGAAAUGACUCACUUUUAAAA
Messenger RNA from Toxorhynchites rutilus septentrionalis, 2330 nucleotides. RefSeq names its product protein Spindly (gene Spindly). The coding region runs from base 136 to 1983 and encodes 615 amino acids. NCBI's taxonomy places the organism in Eukaryota, Metazoa, Arthropoda, Insecta, Diptera, Culicidae. The transcript is spliced from 4 exons. The record is from RefSeq and is a predicted model, not a curated record.